AUGUUUAUUAUACUAACGCUUAUUUUUAUCAGUCUAUUCGUAUUAUAUGUAAAACAUAAAUAUUUUACUUCUCGUCGUUCAAUUCCAAGUUUACCAGGACAUUUCUUAUUUGGAAAUUUACUUCAAUCGGGACUAUUACGUGGAGCUUCUCUUCCACAAGUGUAUGCAUCAUUCAAAAAUAAACUUGGUGAUAUUUAUGAGAUUAAACUCGGAUUUUUACAUGGAAUAAUCGUCGGUAAUAUAGAUGAUGUGAAGUAUAUUUUUACUCAUCGACAUAUUUAUGAUCAAAGUGAUUGGUCAGUGGAACUUUUGGGCGCCCUUAUACCAGAUGGUCUCAUUACUCUGAAAGGUGCUAAAUUCAAGCGACAUGCUUCGAUCGUAAUGCCCUUAUUUCGUCAUGGAAAAAUUCUUUCAAAUUUCGAUUUGAUUAUUAAUUAUACAGAUGAAAUUUUGAAUAAUUGGCGUUCAAGUUCUUCGGAUCACAUUCAUUGUGAUAUUUUACAACAAUGUCAAAAUCUUAUACUAGAAAUUUUUGGAUUCAUUGGUUUUGACUAUGAUUUCGAUACACUUAGUGGAAUAAAAAAUAAUGAGCUUGUACAAGCAUUGAAAACCUAUAUCGGCAUGGUGGAAAUAGGAUCCUAUUUACCAAAUUUUCUUCUCAGAGCCUAUAUGAAAUUAAGUCCGAAAUAUCGACGAAUUCAAACGACAAUCAAACGAUAUUUAUAUAGAAUGAUAGAACAAGAAUUCAAUGAAACUCUAGAAUCGAGAGCCCAACGAAAGAAGACAUCAUUGAUUGCUUCAUUGGUUGCUUCAUUACAAACAGAUGAACAAGCAGAAGAAAGAAAAAGUGAAGAGGAGAAAAAAGGUCUAAUACGACGUGAAAUAUUAGGAGAAAUGCUUAUGUUUCUUGCUGCUAGUUUUGAAACAACAUCUACCGUCUUGGCAUGGUCGAUUCAUCUUCUCAGUAAACAUCCGGAAGUACAACAGAAGAUUAAGGCAGAACUGAUGAAAGAAAAUGUUCAUCAUGAUUUGAUAUUAGAUCGUCUUGAUUCACUUAUCUAUUUAGAUUGUGUUAUCAAAGAAAUCUUACGUUUUUCUCCAACUAUCGAUGCAACAGCUCGAACAUUAACUAUGGAUGAUCGUUUACCAAACAGUGGUAUUCAAUUGUACAAAGGUGAUCAAAUACUUAUUCCAGUAUGCAUUCUUUCAAAAGAUCCACGAUAUUGGUCGAUCGAUCCAGAAUUGUUCUAUCCAGAAAGAUUUUUAGGUGAAGACACAAAUCAUAAUCCUUAUGCAUUUCUUCCGUUUGGCAGUGGUCAUCGACAAUGUAUUGGGCAAGAUUUGGCACGAUUUGAACUUAAAGUUAUUAUAGCUAGACUAAUGCAACAUGUUACAUUUAUUGAUGGUGGUCCUGAAGUUAAUGCUGGCGGACAAGUACAAGGAUUGACUGUCAUGCCAAAAUAUAUUGGCGUUAAAAUUAAGUUUGAUUCAGAAAUUUAA
Molecule: messenger RNA, 1500 nt
Organism: Rotaria sordida
Lineage: Eukaryota; Metazoa; Rotifera; Eurotatoria; Philodinida; Philodinidae
Source: the annotation of a GenBank genome assembly